AUGGAUGAGCCUUUUACAUCUAGUAGACAAGCCGAUCAAAAACAGUGGAGAGAAAAGUUUUUAACAGAAAUUUUGGAAAGUGAAAUUAAAAACUCUUCUCAUUAUAAUGUGUUGUCAUCAGAUAAAUAUUCGGAACUGAUUGAACAAGUGGAAGACGCUGAAAAGUCGGCUGAUGAGCUUUAUGAUGUGAUUGAUGCAGCUCAUGUGGCGGUUGGACACGGCGGACAUGACAGGAUGUUAGCCGAGACAUCAAAAAAAUAUGCUAAAAUCACAAAAGAAAUGAUAAGCCUCUAUUUAUCAAUGUGUGAUGUGUGUCAACAAAAGAAGACAAAAAAGAAGAGGGGAUUAGUUUCAAAGCCUAUUCUUCACUCUGAAAUGAAUAGCAGAUGUCAAGUGGAUUUGAUCGAUUUUCAGACACAACCAGAUGAACAAUUUAAAUUUAUUAUGGUUUACCAGGACCAUUUAACAAAAUUUGUUCUUCUGCGUGCGUUAACAUCUAAGAGAGCAGCAGAAGUGACCUACAACCUGAAUGAUAUAUUUUUAACUAUAGGAGCGCCGUGCAUUCUCCAAUCUGACAAUGGUAGAGAAUUUGUUAAUAAUGUGAUUAGUGAGCUCGCUUCUCUUUGGCCAGAACUUAAAAUUGUGCAUGGAAAACCAAGGCACAGUCAAAGUCAGGGUUCAGUUGAACGUGCUAAUCAAGAUAUAGAGAACAUGAUAAGUUCUUGGUUGAAGGACAACGAUUCAACGAAAUGGUCGGAGGGCUUAAGAUAUGUCCAGUUCAUGAAAAACCCCGCCUUCCACUCAGGAAUAAAACAAUCGCCUUACAAGGCCUUAUUUGGGAUUGAGCCUAGAGAUGAGGACGACCUUAGAAAAGUUAUCGAAGAUAAUUCGAAUUGUAACCAGAAUGAAGAUGGUAAUGGUGGUGUUAUGGAAAUUGACACACAGAACAUUCAAGAAGCUAGAAAAGCGGCGGCAGAAAAUCUUGAAAAGCAAGCAAAAAAAAUUAAAGCCUCUUCGGACAAGUCCCAUCCACCUGCCUACAUUGGAGACAUAUUACUAUACCAAUACCAGACAACUGAAUUCGACAUUUGCAUUCAGAAAUUUUUAGAGGUGGGCGAUGUUAACCAAGAUAUUGAAAUAUCUCUGAGGACUGCAGCCACUAAACAUUCGGUUGGAUCAGGGCUAGGUUUUGUAAGGUACAGCUGCGUAAAGAAAUGUUUGGCAAACAGGUGCAAUUGCAAGAAAAAACAGGUGCUCUGCAAUUCCAAAUGUCAUCAGAGUACACCCUGCAAAAAUAAGUAA
Messenger RNA from Anoplophora glabripennis (Asian longhorned beetle), 1302 nucleotides. RefSeq names its product KRAB-A domain-containing protein 2-like. Lineage: Eukaryota; Metazoa; Arthropoda; Insecta; Coleoptera; Cerambycidae. Gene Ontology annotation, biological process: DNA integration. The record is from RefSeq and is a predicted model, not a curated record. Bases 1 to 1302 code for a protein of 433 amino acids. Gene Ontology annotation, molecular function: nucleic acid binding. The transcript has 4 exons.